GCCUGCGCAACUUCCAUGAGCCCGCCCUUCCGGGCCCACCCAUUACAAGCGGAGGGGGUAGAAGGUCACGAAGAACCUCGGAGCGGAGUCAGCGUCAACCCCACUGCCCCUGGUGGAUUCCACGGCCUUGAUACCUUAAGAGUCAAGUCAAUCUGGGGUCCCAUCUUUGCCUUUUCUUCCUCCUUCCAUCCAUUCUCAGCCUUUCCAAGGUUCUCUCUCCCCUUCGCGCAGUGGUUCGACCCAUGUCCGCCAGGUAUCAGGGGGUCCUGGGUGUCGGUGCGCAUGCGUGAGCUCCAGCUGAGCGAGGCCGGGGCUCCAAGACCCCUGGCGCGAGUGCUGGUGCUUGGGGCCCGGGGAGGGCCGUCGCCAUGGCAGCGCCGGCCACGCGGUGAGGGUGCCGCCCUCCCGGCUGGUAGCUCCCGCAGCUUCACUGCCUGCUGGUGGGAACCGUGCGAUUCCGCCCCGACUGGGCGCCUGCCGAGUGCCUCACCAGCCAGACGAGCACCCCGUAAAGACUGCCAGGCAAUAAUGAAGGUUCUUUUACUGAAAGACCCUAAGGAGGACGACUGUGGCCAGGAUCCCUACAUCAGGGAAUUAGGAUUAUAUGGACUCGAAGCCACUUUGAUCCCUGUUUUAUCAUUUGAGUUUUGGUCUCUUCCCAGUUUUUUGGAGAAGCUGUCUCACCCUGAAGGUUACGGGGGCCUCAUUUUUACCAGCCCCAGAGCAGUGGAAGCAGUGGAGCUAUGUUUGGAGAAAGACAAUAAAACCGAAGUCUGGAGAAAGUCUCUGCAAGAAAAAUGGAAUGCUAAGUCAGUGUAUGUGGUGGGAAAUGCUACUGCUUCUCUAGUGAAUAAAAUUGGCCUGCAUACAGAAGGAGAAAACUGUGGAAAUGCAGAAAAGCUUGCAGAGUACAUUUGUUCUAGAGCUGGACCUGAAAAAGUCGCACAUCCUCCACUUCCCCGUGGACCAGGCCCCCUGGAGCUCAGGCAGGGGAUGGCAGAGGGACUUCCCAGGUUCCCAGUUGGCUCUCCUUUCUCCCCUUUUCUUUUAAGAACUAUUUUAUUUCCUCUUUCCUGGGUCACUGUAUGCGCUGUGUUAACAUCGAGGACGAGACGUUCCUGGGUGGUCAGCGUGUUCCUGACGCGCCCCCUGCCUCGCCUCAUUUGGUCCUCACUACCGUCCACUGCAGGCUGCACAGUCCAGUAUGGCAGCCAGGAGCCACAUGUGCCUAUUUAAAUAUAAAUCAAUUUAAAUUAAUCGAAAUAAAAACGUGGCUCCCCCGUCACACCAGGCACAGGCCACAGCUCAGCUGUCACUGGCGGCUCAGGCACCACAGGGGCAGCCUAGGGGCACCCAGCAUCACCCAGCGCUCUUCUCAAUGGUGCUGUUGUCCAGGCUACGGGGACCGAGUGACCAUCCAAGGUCCCAGAGCUGGGAGGGGACAGGCGGGAGGGCAGACUCCACACGGCACGGCCAGUGUCCACCCCGUGGGUCCUAAUGAGUCUUCAGUUCGCACUUGGAAUAGCAUCCACAUGAGAGUCCGUCUGACGCUGGCAGGACGCUCUCCUCGGUUCUCCCCAGGCGUUAAUGAUUUUCUCCCCCAGUCAGCUCUGAAGCUUGAUCUUUAAAAGCCAAGAAUCUACUUCCAGUGCUUGGAGUAAACAGGCCAGUUCAUAGUUAUUGCUUAUUUAUUUUACUUAAACACUUAUUUAUUCUGUCACAGGCACUGUUAUAAGCGCCUAAAGCUAUUAGCUCAUUUAAUCUGAAAGCUCGUAGUUCUGACAGACGGUUCUUCCCUCCUGGGCUAUCUCCGCUAAGGGAAAAGGAAGUAUCAAUACAAGUUAAGUGGUCCAAGGUAGAAGAGCAUUUCAACAUUUUGAGAGAGAGCGAAGGAGGGGGAGGGUGUCAGAGGCAGACAGAUUGUGCGGGUUAUUUGAACUGUCCCCCUGGACUUGCGCUGAGCUGACCAAGGGCUUGUCCCUGCAGCCUCGCCCACUUGCUGGGCUCUCCUUCUGUCGCCCAGUCAGUCUCGUGGUCCUAAUUACCUAUGUUAAGUGCCCACCGCCUGCACAACUGGACCCUCCCUCACAGCAGGCCUGAGAGGGCACGGUCAUCGCAGUCAUGGAGGGCGUGAGAGUUCUACAGACACUCACGUCUCCUCCAGCGAAAUGACAUUUACGCGCUCAGUCUAGUUCUUAAUCACCAGCAGUGACUGUGUACAGAGCUCCCGCUCCAGCUGCAUAACAUCCUCUUAGGACUUUCAACACAGCUGCUGUCCUCAGCCCGACAGCCCAGCGGGCCAGGCCCCCUUCCCGUUAAAGGAACGCGGAGCAGAGCGUCUGAGCCCCGUGGUUCGCCAUCCCGCGUCGGGUUAGACCCCUGCCGGGCCCCUGUCGCUCCCUGUCGUCCUGGGGACACCUCACCUCUCACCCCUGUGUAAUCAACCGGCUUUUACAUUGGCCUAUUUAGCUUUGGCCUGUUUGGGUUAAAAAUCAGUAGGCAGUGAGGUCAUCCCAAAAAGGAAAUUUUUUUAAAAUAAUGAAUCAUUUAUGUUCCAUAAACGAUCUUAUGACAAAGAGGAAGGGUUGGGUGGUUGAGCUAUGCCGUUUUUGGAGAUGCUGUCAGUUCACAUGGUGAUGAGAUGGGCCAGAGAGGUCCUCAUCCACCAGAGUUUGUUUCCCGUAAAUGUACCCAGUAAUCUGCUCCAUUGUUCAGUCAUGGAAGCGUCCCGUGAGGAGUUUUGCUCAGGACAUAAUCCAUUCGGGAGUGCUUUGGCUUCUUGGAGGAGGUUAGCACCCAGGAAGUACAGUCACGGGAUGUCUCUCCUCUCCUGCGGCAGGUCUCAACCAGGACAUUUUCAGGUUUUCCUCCCUUGUGCUGCUAUGGUGGUGCUUUGCCAUGAAGCCAGCUGAGCUGGUUGGUCCUGCUCGGCCUGCCUCUCCACCGGGCACUGGGGGUGCAGUGGGAAAAAGAUGCCUGCCCUGCACCAGGAUGUGCGUCCAACUCCCCAUCUCCCUAGUAGUGACCAGCAGUCAGAGAACACAGAUGAGCAGCUCAGUGCUCUGCUGGACCCGCAGAAGAAAGGCUGUGAAGGGCCGAUUCUGGAAUCUUCCGGAAGCCCCUUGCACACCCCUGGGGUUGAGGCUGCAGGAAAAGUAGGCCCCUGGUUUGGCUGCUGUCCUACAGCUGCCCCACAGCAGGUGCUGGGGAGGGUCUGUGGGAGCCGCUUUGGCCCCUAGGCUCCUGGACACCCCACCACCAAACACACACACGGACACACACACACUGGAGGGACACCUGGGCUCUGGUUCAGAAUAGCACCUGGUCAUGGCUUUGAAAGUGUGUCAUGAGGGAUGGCAUCUAUACUGCGUGAAAACAUUUCCUCACACUGGAAAAGAGAAAGCGGUGAACAUCUGUUAUCUACAGUAUAUUUAAAAGUUUUCCAAUUGCUUGUGUUCUUUUAUGUCGGUACUGUACUUACAGAGCCGUUUAAAUAAAACACUCGCUGGUUUGUAAUUAUUGGACAACUUGAAAUAAGGACGCCUACAGUCAUUCCUGUUGUUUAGCUGGGCCUUCGUGGAGAUGGUGCCGGAGGGGGAGAGCUUGGCUUGUUCCCCCCUCUGAUUGCAGGCACCGAAAGGGGAUGUGUUCAGAGAGAUCUUCCAGAUGUGAGGAAAUGCGUCUUUGUGCCUGACCAGCACUCGCCCCAGCUCCUUACAUCUGAUGGACAGACGGAAGGGGAGAGCGGUCGCCUCCACUAAAGUGCUUUGUUCUCACAGUGCGGAGGAUUCCCAUCUGACCGCCCAUCAGUUUUGCUGGGAGGUGGUGUCUCACACGCUGUCUCCACGGCUCUGCAGAGCGAGGCCUGCGGCUGAGUCUCCCAGGGCGGAGAUGUGCGCAGGGACAAGAGGCUGGGACCCCGCGCGGCCAGCCCUCGGCCCUCGGGCUCCUGGCCUGGCGGCCGAGAAGUGUCCUUACAGCUUCACUGCAGCGGCUGCCGUCUCCUGCCUCCUCGUGGCGGGAGCCCAGGCUCCAAACACCUCCCGGCCCAUCCGGGCUCCUCCAGAGGCAGAAACGGUUGCUCCAAGGCCACCACCAGGCCUGACCUCUAACCUGACUCUGGUCACUGCACUCUAAGUGGUGAUGGCUGCCCGGAGCCACCACGACGGGAGGGACUUAGGGAGCAGGGGUGACAGCAGCCCCGGGCUCUUGCGGAUGUUAGUAGUCUAGCGCUGUUGCCCACGUGACCCCCCUGAGCUUCCUCCCGCUCAUGGUCCUGGAACCAAAGACGCAGGGCAGGGCCCGGGGCUGUGUCUCCAUCUACAGAGUGCCUCUUUAU
Globicephala melas (long-finned pilot whale) is the source of this 4339-nucleotide messenger RNA. It is a transcript of the gene UROS, whose product is annotated as uroporphyrinogen III synthase. Gene Ontology annotation, molecular function: uroporphyrinogen-III synthase activity. Gene Ontology annotation, cellular component: cytosol. Gene Ontology annotation, biological process: uroporphyrinogen III biosynthetic process. NCBI's taxonomy places the organism in Eukaryota, Metazoa, Chordata, Mammalia, Artiodactyla, Delphinidae. The record is from RefSeq and is a predicted model, not a curated record.